GUGUGACAGCUCCGGGAGCCGGUCGGGACCCGCCGGGAUGGCGUCCAGCGCUUCCCGCGGGCCGCGCUGCCGGGAGCGGAGCCGCCGGGGCCGAGCCGGGGGGGGGGUCGGCACCCACCGGGCGCAGCCGGAGCCGCAGUCGGGGACGUGAGGGCGAGAUGCGAGCGCUCCGGGAAUUGUCGCCGCUCGGAGAUCUGGACUCUUCAGGCCUCUCCGAGGAAGCUAGCAAGUCCCCCCUCCCGAAAAAUACCCGAAACAAAAAAGGCAAAAGUGGCCCCCGUGACCCCAGUGGACAAGUACCCACGGAGAGCGAGGGGCACGGUGAGCCCUCGAGGACCUCGGAGAACGGGGCUGUGCCGCCCCCGAAGGCCACCAGGAGGUGUGGGCGGAAGCCCAAGGCGGAGAUGCUGCUCCUGAAGCUGUCUCAGGACCUGGAGUGUCCGGCCCCAGAGUCCAUCUGCGUGCAGAAGAUGCUAGGAAGCAGCGAGGAGGGUGAAGGCCCAGAGAACCCCCCUGGUGGGCGCCCCAAGAGGCGGGCAGCCAAAGUGGCUUUGCUGUACCUGCAGGAGCUGGCAGAGGAGCUGACGUCUGUGUACCAGCCUCCGCCUCCCACCGAGGAAGCCCAGGAGCCAGAGCUUGAGCGAGUCCCGAAGAAGCGCCGGAGCCGCAGGAGGAAGGAGGAGGAAACAGACAGCGAUGAUCCUGCGCAAGAUGCCGACUUUGUGCCCUCAAAGGAGGUGUUGCUGCAGGCAGAGGAGGAAGAGGAAGAGGGGAGUGAUGUGGGGCUCAGUGAGGCGUCAGAGCAGGAGCUGGAGCCUCUCCGAGCGCAUGGUGGGAAAACGUCGUCUGCAGGGAGAUCCAAGCCCCAGUGCCGAGGUAUCGCUCCCAAUGGCUUCCACAACUCCAUCAUGGCCCCAGUGGAGAAGUGCUCCAGCCUAACCUGCAGCCUGCGGGAUCAGAAGCACUCACAGUGGGAGUUUCCUGACUGGAUCCCUUCAGCACACAAAUGGACAUGUCUCUCUGAAAGUGAAGCGGCCCCAUACCUGCCAGCAGAGGAGAAGUCUCCCCUCUUCUCCAUCCAGCGGGAGGGCAUCAAAGAUGACGGAGUCUUGUACAGGGUGAACAGGUUUAGCUCCCUGCAGCCCCACCAGGAGCGCCUGGAUGUGUCCUUCUUCGUGGGUGGGCCUGUGUGGGCCUUGGAGUGGUGCCCGUGUCCCGCGGGCUCGGUCGCCCCGCAGUACGUGGCCGUGUACUGCCAUGGCAGCAUGGGGGAGACACACAGCACGGCUGGGCUGCACCACGGCCCCACGCUCCUGCAGCUCUGGGACCUGGGCACACUGCAGCCAGAGCAGGGCUCUGCCGACAAGGCCAGCUUGGCCUAUGCCAUCGCUGCUGAUCACGGCUGCGUCUGGGACAUGAAGUUCUGCCCCAGUGGCGCUUGGGAGCCACCCAGCACUGCCAGGACGCACCCGCAGAUGGGCCGGCUGGGGCUGCUGGCCGUGGCCUGCUCGGAUGGCAAGGUGGUCCUGUACUCCCUGCCGCACCCUGGGGCCCUGCAGCGUGCCAAGACAACCCAGGUAAAAGAUGAGUCCUUCCACAAGCACCUUAUCUGCAAGGUACAGUGUGUUGCCACGCUCCAGGUGGGCUCUAUCCAGGCAGGGAAUUCAUCUGAGUGCGGCCAGUGCUUCAGCCUCUCCUGGAUGCCCUCCAAGCCCCAUCACCACCUGGCAGCUGGUUUUUAUGACGGCACCGUAGCCAUCUGGGACCUGCUCACCAAGUCUCUGCUGCAGUGUGUGCGCCAGCCUGAUGGCUCCCUCAAGCUCUACCCAUUCCAAUGUUUCAUGGCCCACGACCAGGCGGUGCGGAGCAUCGAGUGGUGCAAGGCCGACAGCAACUUCCUGGUCACGGCAGGGAGCGACCGUAAGAUCAAGUUCUGGGACCUGCGGCGGCUCUACGAGCCCAUCAACAGCAUCAAGCGGUUCCUCAGCACCGAGGUGGCCUGGCUGCUCCCCUACAAUGGUGUCACCGUGGCCCAGGACAACUGCUAUGCCUCUUACGGGCUCUGUGGGAUCCACUACAUCGACGCCGGAUACUUGGGCUUCAAGGCUUAUUUUGUGGCCCCCCGCAAGGGAACUGUGUGGAGCAUAUCAGGCUCAGACUGGCUGAACACGGUGGCUGCAGGAGACAUCACCGGCGAGCUGGUGGCUGCAGUGCUGCCUGACCUGGCUGUCAACCCCCUCAACGUCAAGCGCUCCUCGGACCGCAGAUUUCCGGUGUACAAAGCCGAUCUACUGCCCUGUAGCCCUGCCGGGCCUGAGGGCAGCGUGCAGGCACUGCCCAAGACCAGGCUCUACAGCGAGAUGGUGGCCAAGAGCUACAUCCAGUUCCGGGACAUGGACCUGCUUCAAGAACCUGCCCAGCCGGGAGCCCGUGCGCAGGAUGCACACGCAGGAGGCGAAGGCAGAGCUGAUCCUAGACCGCCUGCAGCUGGAGUCCCUGCACAAGGUCCGCUUCAGCCCCAACCUGGACUCCCUGGGCUGGCUGGUGUCUGGCGGGCAGGCAGGGAUCGUGCGAGCGCACUGUCUGGCAGGACUUGCUGCCAGCACUGGCCGCCGGCUGCUCCCGGAAUGCCAGGCCCGCUUCUCUGCCCUCUAUGGGGACAAGCCUGGCAGCCCUGGCCCCCCACAGUGCUCCCCACUGCCAGCGGAGUAGUGCUGUGGAACCCUCAUGGUGCCACCACAUGCUGGGGAACUCUCGUGGCGCCAUCAUGUGCCGUGGGACCCUGGUGCUGCCACCGUGUACGGUGGAACCCUUGUCCUGUCACCACAUGUGCAUGCCUCAUCAGGAGCUGGGGCUAGGGCUGGCUGUGCUGUCCAAGAGGGCCACGUGUCAUUUUUGGUGCUUCUCAUCCUCUGGGUCCCUGCCUCCUGGGGCCGGGAUGGCUGCUCCUGGCUGUCACCUGGGAUGCUCAGGACACUUGUCCUUGUGCUCUGUGCCCAGAAGGGUCCCUCUGCACUGUUUGGGCUGAGCUGAUGCGGGGCAGGCAUUAGGACGCUUGCUUGUCUCUAGGUUGAGCUGUGGGUUGUGGGGUUCCCCCUGUGUGGGGUUGUGCUCGCUCCUGCCCCCUGUCCCCUGCUGAACCCUCCUGUGCUGUUGCAGGCCAGGGCGGUGGGGCCAGUGGAUGCUGGAGCUCUGGAGUCGCUCACAUUGAGCCUGUGUUCAGCUGUGCAGUAAAACGUGGUUUGUUUUGUA
Messenger RNA from Apus apus (common swift), 3252 nucleotides. It is a transcript of the gene GTF3C2, whose product is annotated as general transcription factor IIIC subunit 2. Gene Ontology annotation, cellular component: transcription factor TFIIIC complex. The transcript is spliced from 18 exons. Gene Ontology annotation, molecular function: protein binding. The coding region runs from base 159 to 2858 and encodes 899 amino acids. The record is from RefSeq and is a predicted model, not a curated record. NCBI's taxonomy places the organism in Eukaryota, Metazoa, Chordata, Aves, Apodiformes, Apodidae. Gene Ontology annotation, biological process: transcription by RNA polymerase III.